Molecule: messenger RNA, 3952 nt
Organism: Paramormyrops kingsleyae
Lineage: Eukaryota; Metazoa; Chordata; Actinopteri; Osteoglossiformes; Mormyridae
Gene: inpp5l
Product: inositol polyphosphate-5-phosphatase L
Biological process (GO): phosphatidylinositol dephosphorylation
Molecular function (GO): inositol-polyphosphate 5-phosphatase activity
Source: RefSeq, a predicted model, not a curated record
CUCCGGCGCGCUACUAACGUAACAUUAACAGCAGCAGCGCAGGACUCAGACGGGACGGUGGUGCGUUUAAAUGCGGCAGACGCGCUGUGCCGGACUUAAUUCUGCUGGGAACCAGGUCCGAUUACUAUGCGAGGACUAAAAGAGGCCCCUGUCAUGUCAGUUCCUCGCAAGGUGUCAGCCUGAACAGAGGGAGCCUGGAGAGAAGCUGGGUUUCACUGCGCGAGGAGAAAACAAACAGCAUGAGAACAACUAAUAUGUCUGUCGCAGAGGUCUAUUCCGACUCAAGCGUUAGAUAGUGUUUUAUAGUCGUUGGCGCCAGACGUUCAUCCUGCUGUUUGUAUACAGAUAAAUUGUACGUGCGGGAUAACCAGCACGUCUGCCACAAUCAUUCUCCUCGGACUAUUUGUGGAGCUCGAUCGUUAUCAUGGGAACCUACACUGACGUCCUGCUAGUCACUGCAAAUGUCGGGUCACUUUUUGACAAUCUUGGAGAAAUUGAGAGCGAGUGGCUCCGGGAAUUCUUCACGACGGUCCAGACAUAUCGGCCUCGCUUUGUGGCCCUGCAUUUCCAGGAGGUGGGGGGGAAGGAGUACAUGUCCAACAUGAGCCACACCGAGAAUUUCAUCUGGAAAAUAGAGUCAAGCGAGGAGAUGAGGGACUUUGACAGAGUCUGCAUCUACGUGGACAGUAACUUCAAGGCUGUGGACAGCUUCACGGCCCUUGGAAGCAUGUACUUCAUUCACAAGACCUUGAAGAACAUAUACCAGUAUGAUUUUAAUGCGAAGGAAUUCAAAGCCGUGUCGGGGCACAACAGAUACGUCGGCUCCCUAGAUGGGGUGACGAUGAUAGAGAAAGAAAAAUUCCCCAAGAAUUUCUGGCCAGAUUUCAAGUGGUCCAGGAAAGGAUAUAUGAGGGCGCGGUGGAUCAUCCACAACCAGGGCCUCGACCUGGUCAAUGUCCACCUCUUUCACGACGCCUCCAACCUCAUUGCCUGCAACUCCAGCCCCUCCAUCUACUCGGCCAAUCGCAGCAACGCCCUGCGCUACGUCAUUGACAGAAUAUCCGACAGCAGCUACACGUCUCUCCCCUUCUUCCUCUUUGGGGAUUUUAAUUUCCGGCUGGACACGUUGAGCCUGGUUCAGGCCCUGGCCCGGUCGGCGGAGGUCCAGACAGUGAAGAAGGACAGCAGCAAUGAGGUGGAGAAGAUCAUCUGUGAGGACAAGGACGAUGACCACAGGGUACUGCUCCACAUCGAGACCAAGCAGUUCGCGUACCUGCACCAGGCAGUCUUCAGAGAAGACAACGGUAGAGAGCUUCUGAAGUAUGAUAAGGAGGUGAUGGCAUUCCAUGAUGUCCUCACAGAAGAGGACAUCACCUUCCCGCCCAGUUACCCCUACAGUGAGGACUACACUAAGCCCACGCAGUACAUGAACACGCGAUGUCCCUCCUGGUGUGACCGGAUCCUCAUGUCCCACACGGCCCGCGACAUCAUGCACAGGGAGGACGGCAGUGAGAUGGGCAUCGUCUACAACACUCUCGGGCCCACGGUCUGCAUGGGGGAUCACAAGCCCGUUUUCUUGUUCUUCACACUGAAGACCAGCAGACACUGAAGACUGGCCGGCGGCCCCCCUGCAGGUGACGGGGAUCGGUCAGCCUGACCUGGGCUACAUCCUGGAGGUCAACUUGCCAGCCCCCCGGGACCCCCUCUGCCCACCACCAGGGCAUGUAUGACCAGACCAUUUGCACUGUGUAGCACAAGCAUUACACUGGCUAUGUCCACGUCCCCCCUGUCCCAGCUGACACCUCUCACAGCUGCAGCGCCGGCAUGUCAUUCUUGCUCAGCACGGACACCUGCUGCACUGGUACUGUGACUCCGCCCCCCCCCCCCGCCCACACUGAGUCGUGACCCUCUCCACACCCGGGACUCUCUGAUUCCCACUCCAGCUUCACUUCCGUCAUUUAUGCAGCUCUCAUCAGCGGGGUGUGUUCCUGGGCAGGUGCAUCCCUCAGAGCGCCGGGAACGUUCUGGUAACACGGGUUCCUUGACCGUUCUGCCACCUGCUGCCGUGUCUUGCUGUUUCUGAGAUGCGGUGAUGGAGCCCGACGAUCUAAUAGCCAACGAAAAAAAAGUGAAAGAGCACACAUCAAAAAAACUCAACUUUUAUUGUAUUAAUUUUUUUACAGCAUAUAAUGUGCAAAGGGCAUCGUGUGUGAAACAGUAGCGAUGUUCCUAUGGCCCCCCCACCUGUACUCUGAUCCCUCCCUCUCUGAGGAUUCGCCGCGGUGGGAUCGCUGGCCCUUAACUCCGUAUUCCCCAUCGUCUCGCCUGUGACCUUAAACUGCGAGCCCUUUCUGUACGCUCACUGCUCACUGCGCAUUAUUCCUGUGUUAACUGCAUGUGUAUCAUCACUGUGGGGGGGGGGGGGUGUACUUCAUCUUCAUCAAUAUGCUUAACUUCAAGAACAUUCACCCCCACCCCCUCUGUCUAAGCCGUAACCUGAUGGGACCAGUUGUCUCUGUCAUGGUGAAGGUGUCUCUUUGCCGCCUGAAUCGAUACGGGAUGUUAGAAACGACUGGGGACACAUUUACAACUCCAUCGCCUUUGCCUUGAAUAUUGAAAUCCUGGCCCGACUGUAAAGGAGCACCUUCCGUCUCUGGCUUUGGAGCCAGUGAUUCGGCCCUACAGCAGUGGCCCCUGCAUGCUUACACUCUUCUCUCCUUGCUCCGGCUCAGUCACCUACCCCUCUGCUCUUAUUCAGUCUUACUACCAUAAAGUGCUUCGUUCCAUAAGCUCUCGUCUUGCACUAUCUGAACGAGCGAUGACCGCCGUGCUACAGGAGGACACGGCCAUUUAUUAAGAAGCUCCUCCUUGCAGACCUUAAAGAGCUUCAGUCAUUUUCUGAUUUCAUUUGGUAGAUGCUUCCCUUUCUUGACAGGGUGACGGGCCUGGUUCUCUGGUUCUCUAGUUCUCUGGUUCUCUGGAGCCUGCAGGUAGCUUUUACUCUGGCUGUCUUCGCUCCUGUUUGCCGAUACCAUUUUGCUGAAUUCACUGCCUCGUUUCUGGUGUGAAGAACGUGCAUUUUCUUCAUGGGUGUGGUUUGCAAAGCAUUUCCCUGCCAAGCCAGAAAUGUAUGUUUAACAUUUCCCACACCUAAAUGUAGACUAUAAAUAUUUAAGGUGGCUUAGAUAAAAAAAAUAAAUAAAAAAAUCUAUACACACGAAAGCACAGGUACACACACAUACAAAUGCAUUUUAUCAAGUCACUGGUAUAACCAAGAUUUAUGAUAUUUUAUUGACAAUGAAUUUUACCAUUCCUUAUGUUCUACGAUUUUAAAAAAUUUUUAACAACUCACCUGUACGCACUAAUGGUGUGAUCCUUCAGAGAUCAUGACUCAUCUUAGAAUUAAUAUGAAGCAAAGCUCAGUGAAACCUGUAAAACCUCUUUGUAAAUUUUUUUUUUCCUACAUUAAGUGCUAAGAGAUGGUAAACAUUCAUUCUCGGGCCCGAUUUCCUCCACCUACCGUUGGGUUUUAAUGAGUGGAAGGUGCAGUUGAUGUUUUUUGCUUGAUGCGUUAAUCAGUUGGAUAUGAAUUAAGUGCUGCUGGUAUUUGGAAUAAGAGACUGAUAGGACAAGAAACCGAUGACUUAGUACAGCUAAAAUAUACAUCUAUUACACAGCAUGUAAUAAGGAAUAUGAAAUGUGUUGACAAUCGAUAAUGUGUGUUGUUAGUAUAUGCAGGCUAGUAGCCAUUUGUCAAAUGCGUGUUUGCAAUUGUGUUUAUCUGUAUAUUUUAUAUGUAUACCCCCUGGGAAAUGCUGUAGAGUUCACCAUUAGAAGUGUGAUAUUAUUAAGCAAGAAGUACUGCUGUAGCUGUACAUUUGUUUAAAAAAUAAACACUACAUUUAUGUAAUAACUUAAACGUUUGAACUGUCAUAAACUGCUGUUUGUGAAA